Malus domestica (apple) is the source of this 3246-nucleotide messenger RNA. RefSeq lists its product as uncharacterized. The record is from RefSeq and is a predicted model, not a curated record. Lineage: Eukaryota; Viridiplantae; Streptophyta; Magnoliopsida; Rosales; Rosaceae. Gene Ontology annotation, biological process: carbohydrate metabolic process. Gene Ontology annotation, molecular function: carbohydrate binding; hydrolase activity, hydrolyzing O-glycosyl compounds.
AAAGAAGAGGUCUGCUGAAAGGUUGGUUACUGAAUGUUUGGUAUCUAAAAUGGCUGAUUACAAAGGGAAGGCAGUCGCUGCAGAUGCCACGUCAGGAGCUAUAUUCGAGCCUAUUGUUGAGGAUGGAAUAUUCCGAUUUGAUUGUUCUGCAAAUGAUCGAAAUGCAGCACAUCCUAGUGUCUCUUUUACUAAUAGCAAGGAUAGAGAAACACCAAUAAUGAAUCACAACACACCUUCAUAUGUCCCAAGUUUCGAAUGCCUUUUGGGGCAGCAGAUUGUCAAACUUGAGCUUCCUUCCGGGACCUCUUUCUAUGGAACUGGGGAAGUUAGUGGGCAACUUGAGCGAACAGGGAAAAGAGUUUUUACUUGGAACACGGAUGCAUGGGGCUAUGGUCCUGGAACUACAUCAUUGUAUCAGUCACAUCCUUGGGUGCUGGCUGUUCUUCCAACUGGAGAGGCAUUAGGAAUUCUUGCUGAUACAACACGGCGCUGUGAGAUUGAUCUGAGGAAAGAAUCGAUGAUACAGUUCAUUGCUCCAUCCUCUUAUCCGGUCGUUACAUUCGGUCCAUUUGCUUCACCUGAUGGUGUUUUGAUAUCUUUAUCACAUGUAAUUGGGACUGUAUUUAUGCCCCCAAAGUGGUCCUUAGGCUAUCAUCAAUGUCGUUGGAGCUAUGACUCUGAUAAGAAAGUUCAAGAGAUUACAAGAACAUUUCGAGCGAAGGGUAUUCCUUGUGACGUCAUAUGGAUGGAUAUUGAUUACAUGGAUGGCUUUCGUUGUUUCACUUUUGACAAGGAGCGCUUUCCAGAUCCGAAAUCAUUGGUAAAGGGUCUAAAUCAAAAUGGUAUCAAGGCCAUCUGGAUGCUUGACCCAGGGAUAAAACAGGAAGAUGGUUAUUUUGUCUAUGAUAGUGGUUGUAAAAGUGAUGUCUGGAUUUCAAGGGCAGAUGGAAGACCAUUUGUUGGGGACGUGUGGCCUGGGCCUUGUGUUUUUCCAGACUACACACAGGCAAAAGUUCGAUCUUGGUGGUCCAAUUUAGUCAAAGAUUUCACUUUAAAUGGUGUUGACGGAAUAUGGAAUGAUAUGAAUGAACCAGCUGUUUUUAAGACUGUCACAAAAACGAUGCCCGAGAGCAAUAUUCAUAAGGGGGAUGAUGAACUUGGAGGGUGUCAGAAUCAUUCACACUAUCACAAUGUCUAUGGCAUGCUAAUGGCAAGGUCUACUUAUGAAGGAAUGAAGCUGGGUAAUGAAAAAAAACGCCCUUUUGUUCUCACCAGAGCUGGAUUUAGUGGUAGCCAACGGUAUGCUGCAACGUGGACAGGAGAUAAUCUUUCAACUUGGGAGCACCUCCAUAUGAGCAUUUCCAUGGUUCUUCAAUUGGGACUUAGUGGUCAGCCACUAUCAGGGCCUGAUAUUGGUGGUUUUGGUGGAAAUGCAACACCCAAGCUCUUUGGACGGUGGAUGGGUAUAGGUUCUAUGUUUCCCUUUUGCCGUGGGCACUCUGAAAUGGACACGAUUGACCAUGAGCCCUGGUCGUUUGGGGAAGAGUGUGAAGAAGUAUGCCGUUUGGCAUUAAUUAGGCGCUACCGUCUUCUACCACAUAUUUACACUCUCUUCUAUAUGGCUCAUACAACAGGCACUCCAGUGGCAAGUCCUACAUUUUUUGCUGAUCUCAAGGACUCCAGCUUAAGGAAAUUGGAGAAUUCUUUUUUGUUGGGUCCACUUCUAGUCAUUGCCAGCACUGAGCCUGGUCAGGGGAUGGAUAGUUUGCAGUUCACAUUGCCCAAAGGAAUUUGGUUGAGUUUUGAUUUUGGUGAUUCACAUCCAGAUUUACCAGCUUUAUAUUUGCAAGGUGGAGCAAUUAUUCCCGUGGGUCCUCCUCAUCAGCAUCUUGGCGAAUCUGAUCAAUUAGAAGACUUGACACUCCUUGUGGCUUUAGAUGAAGAUGGGAAAGCUAAAGGUGUUCUCUAUGAAGAUGAUGGUGAUGGAUACGAGUUCAUGAAUGGUGGAUUCUUGUUGACACACUAUAUUGCUGAACUUCAAUCUUCUACUGUUACCGUUAAAGUUUUAAAAACUGAAGGAUCUUGGAAGAGGCCAAAACGUCGGCUACAUGUGCAAUUAUUGCUUGGUGGAGGGGCAAUGGUUGAUACAUGGGGCAAUGAUGGAGAGGUUCUUCAAAUUGUAAUGCCUUCAGAACAGGAAGUUGGGAAGCUGGUUUCCACUAGUGAGAAGCAAUACCGAACUCGUUUGGAAACUGCCAAGCCUAUUCCAGAUGCGGAAGUGACUUCUGCGCACAAAGGAAUAGAACUUUCGAGGAUUCCUAUUGAACUGAAAGGUGGUGAUUGGGAUAUUAAAGUCGUUCCCUGGAUUGGUGGUAGAAUUAUUUCCAUGAUGCACCGCCCUUCAGGGACACAAUGGCUUCACAGUAGAGUUGACAUUAAUGGGUAUGAAGAGUAUAGUGGUACUGAGUACCGCUCUGCUGGAUGUACUGAGGAAUACAAUGUUACAGAACGGAAUCUUGAGCAUGCUGGAGAGGAGGAAUCUAUUCUGUUAGAAGGUGAUAUUGGGGGUGGUUUGGUUCUCCAACGACAGUUACAUAUUCCAAAGAAUGAUCCCAAGGUUUUCCGAAUUGACUCUAGCAUUAUAGCAUGCAAAGUUGGUGCUGGUUCUGGUGGAUAUUCAAGGCUGGUCUGCCUGAGAGUACACCCAAUGUUCACCCUCUUGCACCCUACAGAAUCUUAUGUCUCAUUUACAGCCAUCGAUGGGUCAAAGCAUGAAAUUUGGCCUGAAUCCGAUGAGCAGUUGUUUCAAGGGGAUUUACUGCCUAAUGGUGAAUGGAUGCUCAUCGAUAAAUGCGUUGGGUUGGGGCUUGUGAAUCGCUUUGAUGCUAGCCAAGUUUACAAGUGCCUAAUCCAUUGGGGAACUGGAACUGUUAAUUUGGAGCUGUGGUCCGAGGACAGGCCGGUUUCUAAGCAAUCACCUCUUAGAAUUGCCCACGAGUAUGAGGUUGUGACACUCCCGUAGAAUAGUUAGUCAUCUUCAUCCAACUCAUUUGCAUUUACCAAUUCCAAACUAGUAAAUACAAAAUGUCUCAACUUGGAGGUACAAAGUGUCGAUUCGAGAAGUGCAUCUUGAUACUACAUUUUCAUGUGAAAUUUGGGAUUCUGAAAUUGUACAUUGUAAUAAGGGAGUUUUAACAAAACACUUCUGGUACUGUUCACUUUUAAAUAAAAAACCAUAUUUAUACA